Messenger RNA from Notechis scutatus (mainland tiger snake), 3529 nucleotides. The record is from RefSeq and is a predicted model, not a curated record. Lineage: Eukaryota; Metazoa; Chordata; Lepidosauria; Squamata; Elapidae.
AUUCAGUUGUGUUUCCAGAAUGAAUUCCUUCCUGUUUAUUUUCACCACUUUCUUAGUUAUUCUACCUGUUAACAAUGGCAAUCCAAUGCAACUGACAUUGCUUGGACCACAUCACCCAGUCACUGCCUCUCUGAGGGAGACCAUUGUGCUACAAUGUCAUCUGUCCCCCAGAACAAAUGUUCAGAAUAUGGAGAUUACCUGGUUCCGCUCCCACAGUUCUUCAUAUGUACACCUUUAUCACAGUGGCAAAGAUCAUCUGGAACAGCAGCAGCCAGAAUACCAAGGAAGAACAGAAUUUUUAAAAGAUGGCAUUGGGGAUGGAAAGAUUGGGCUGAAGAUUUUUAACAUUAGCCUAUUUGAUGAGGGACCCUACCACUGCUCUGUUAAGAAUGGGAGUUUCCAACAGGAAGCCACAUUAGAUAUGAAAGUGACUGCAUUAGGGCCUGCUCCUCUCCUUUCCAUUGAAGGUUAUCAGGACAGAGGGAUCAGAGUGAUUUGUCGUUCCAGUGGCUGGUAUCCAAAGCCUGAAGUCCUAUGGAGAGAGCUCAAUGGGAGGCUUUUAUCUUCGUUGGCAAAAAAAGAUUCACAAAGAACUGAUGGGACAUUCGAUGUACAAGCUGACAUUAUUUUAAAAGCAAGUUCAAACCUGACCUGUGUCAUUAGAAAUAGUCUCCUUGGUCAGGAAAAGGAGUCAACCAUCCACAUAACAAAUCACUUCUUCCCCAAAAUGUCAUCCUGGAUAGUAGCUAUAUGUUUUUCCUUAAUGGCUGUGGUUGGAUUCACUAUAUUUACUUUUUACCUACUGAACAAAUACAGAAAGCUGGUCACUGAACUGAGCUGGAGAAACAUGGUGGUACCAAUAGAAAAAGCAAACAUAGUUCUGGACCCAGAAACGGCUAACCAAGACCUGAUCCUGUCUGCAGACCAGAAAACUGUCAUACAGGGAUUCAUGUGGCAGAGUUUACCAUACAGUCCUAAAAGAUUUAACACGGAGCGCUGUGUCCUGGGAAGGGAGGGAUUUUCCUCCGGGAAGCAUUAUUGGGAAGUAGAAGUUGGAGAGGAUGGAUACUGGGCCUUGGGGGUGGCUAGAAAUUCCAUGAAGAGAAAGGGAAAGCUCAUCCUUGUCCCAGAAGAAGGAAUCUGGGCAGUGGGAAAAGAUCGGAUCCAAUACAAAGCUCUUACCCUACCCAAGACCCCCCUGACUCUGAAGAAGAAGCCCAGGAAACUGGGAGUUUACUUGGAUUAUGAGAUGGAACUAGUUGCCUUUCAUGACGUCAAUCACCAAUCGCAUAUAUUCACCUUCUUCUCAGCCGCGUUUAAUGGGGAAGUAGUCUUCCCCUUCUUAUAUGUAGGGGUAGGGUGCUGGCUUAGAUUGUGUCCUUGGUGAUUUCCCUUUAGAAAAUCUUAGAAAAAACCUUAGAAAUCUUAGAAAAUCUAGAAAAGUUAAUGCAGUAGAGCUCUCUCUUCACAUUAUAUGGCACUAGACAGAGACAGGCAGUUCAUUUUCCAUAUCAUGCAAGGGCUGUAAAUUGUCAUAUAGGGAUCACUUCUUCUUACUUCAGCUUUAAUAUCAUGGAGAAGGAGAAACUUGUGGGGUCUUGAGAGGUGGAAGGAUGUCACUCACCUCAAGCAAGAAAAAGUUGGAGGCCAGCCUUUUCUAUAUCUUAGUUACCUGGUUCUGAUUUACCUCAGGUUGUUUCCUCUACUUGACCCUCACAAGCUUGGAAGGAGAUCAGGAAUGGAGAAACAACCUUGGAGCUAUAGACUAAGGUGGUACAUGUGUGUUAUAUGUGUAUUAAGUGAGGGGAGCAACAUUUUUGGCAGUCAGGAAUUAUACUCUAAAAAUUUUUUUCCAGCCUCUGUAAGAAUGAUAAUUUAGGUGAAAUAUGGUGAGGAGUGGGGGCUAAAAUGUUAACCUUUAUUUUUCUUUUUUCAGGUUUGCUUUAAAAUAGAAUACUGUAUUAAUGCAAUGGGAGCCUUAAUGCACCUACCCUGAGGCUUGCAUAUAAAAAUAUAAAAAUCUUGUUUUUACAAUUCAGCAAAUUAGGGCUGGGUUUGGGAAGCACUAUCUGGACAGCUUUGGAAAUAAAAUCGAGAGAGGCAGGCUGAACAGCAUGUAGCUCACAGGUUGCCUGUCAUGAGCAAAGGGAAGGGAAUGCACAGGGUGGAAGGGCAGGAAUGGGUAUAGGUAGUCCUCGCUUAACAAUUACAUCUGGGACUGGCAACUCUAUUGAUAAGAGAAAUGAAGGUGAAUAUAUAUGUCCCAAGAUAAUGUUGCAGGAUCCAAACCAGAUCAGUCACUGGGACCAGAGGGCUGGAGCCCAUCCUCAGGGAACUUCUCUUUAGCAGUGUGUGUGCUUUGGGCUAUUCCUUUUGUGGUAUUUAGAUGGUGCUUGUUGUGUGUGACUUUUUAGACAUUGAUUGGGGGGUUGAUACCUGGCUAUUAAGUCCUUGGCUAUUGUUUCCUUGUGCUGCCAAGCCCUGCCUCCUAAGUACUUGAUAUGUUGGUGGUAUAUCAGCACUCCUUAUCCAUUGCUAAGAGCCAGGAUCAUUUAGUGAGACAUCCCAUGACUGCAAUUUGUGAUUUCACUGCUUGCUUAAUUCUGCUUGUUGAAAGCCAGUUAUGAAGCCUGUGAAUGGCAAUUAUGGAGCUGCAGGAUACUGCAAUGGUCAUAAAUGUAAGGGUUGAUCACAAAACUGGGGGUUUGUUUUACACUAUCAACUUUGAAUGGUCAUUAAACAAGGGUAUUUGGUAAGCAAGGACUCCUUGCACUGAAAUGACAGAAUAAUUGCGUGCUUGCAAGCACAUUGCCAUGAAACAGAAGAAGUUUCAUCCUUUCAAACAACUCCAUCUUUUGGGUACUCCUUCUGUUAAUGUCCCCCACCCUGCCCCAAGCUGGAGCUGAAUGAGAGCAGGAAACUGUAUGAUUUACAUCCUGAGUGCUGUUUUAGAAAAAAAAAACAAGAUUAAGCUUCAAGAGGAAAGGAGUAUUCAUAGAAUGCUUUGUAUCUGAUGAGUUGUGUCCUCCAAGGAAAACGUGAAGCAAUGUGGUGAUGAAAUUCAAAAUGGAAAUUUUUCUCCACAAUUUUUAAAAGCAAGGGACUUCUGGGGAAGAAAUGGUGAACUGAAGUUGGCUCCGAUCUCAGCAACAACUGCAGCAGAAUAAAGAGUCAGUGAGUAGACCAGUUCUUCAUACUUCCUCUUUGGACAAACAACAGGCUUGAGAUAGCCCACAAGUGCUCCAUACAAUUUCUUCUUGUGAGAAGGCUGCAGGACAAUCUCUGGAGUGUUUAGAGCUCUGGGAGAUGCAGGAAAGCCAGCUUUGCUCAAACUGUGGUCAUUGCCUUUAAAAGAACAGUGGGUUUUCAUAGUUCCUUUUCUAAUCACUUUUGAAAUUGUUUGUUAAUUGCUUUGUUGGGGGCAAUAUGCUGACUCUGUAAACCACUUAGAAAGGGCUGUAAAGCACUGUAAAGCAAUAUAUAAGUCUAAGUGCUAUUGCUAUUAGGAACCUUUGGAUCAGCAGAUUUU